Molecule: messenger RNA, 4910 nt
Organism: Cuscuta campestris
Lineage: Eukaryota; Viridiplantae; Streptophyta; Magnoliopsida; Solanales; Convolvulaceae
Source: the annotation of a GenBank genome assembly
GAACAGCCCUUACCCUUCUUUCUCUGAACCAGACAGUUACCCAAGGGAGCAAGGGCCGACGAAGGUGACAACGAAGGGGCUAGUUUCUCGAGGGUGUGAAUCACGAGUGUGCCUGUAACUAGGGGAGGAGUGACGCGACCUUCUGGUUGACGCUACGGGCUAGGCGGCAGAGAAGGACGAAUGAUGGAAAUUUCAGCAUCAAAUCAAAGAACUUUGAGCGUCCAAUAGUUUUUUUCUGAAAUGCUGGUACUCCCGGGCUCCAAUUGAGAUUUUUGCACGGGUUUUGGCUAGCUACAUUAUCCAGCAACAAAUGGUUGAGAGACUUUUCAGACGCUAUCGAGGUAAAUCUUCUAAAUACUAAAGAUGUGUUCCCUCCGAUUUUUAGUUUUCACCUUGUAGCAAUGUAGGCACUCAAGUGUAUGAAAGGAGGAUGGACUGCGAGACUUAUCAGGCUCUAUACUGGUUUGGUCAAUGUGAAGGCGGAAAUGAUUUUUAAUCUUUGCUGAUAAUUUUUUUAUCUGGUUUUUCAAAUUUGUUGCAUUUUUAGAGUAAAACUUAUUCGUCUAGAGAAAGUUCAACAUCAGCUACACCAACAACCAAGGUUGGUAUUACUUUAAUACUACACAGUAUAUUUUCUUUGUGCAUGUUUACUAUAUACACUAUCACACACUUUCCACCUAAUGCAAAAAAGACUUUCUAGUAUGUUUUUCAAGUAUCUGCAAUUUUUGGCUAGAGUAGUAUGUUUUUAAACUAAUCUUCAAAUGUAUAUUAUUUAGGUCCCAGUAAUUCCUUUAGUUCUCUAUCUACAACUAAAAGAGAAAGAUGAGUAGCUAGGAAUGUCUUUCUUUUAUUGGCUGCAUUUAUAAUUGUACUACAGUCCGUACCAUGAUAUGUGACUUGUGAAUGAUUUGAUUAGUAAACCUUGUUAUGUGCAUCUGCAAGAAACAGAACCUAGCAAUCCACCUGCUAGCUCAACUCCAGCUCCUGCAACAACCUAAGUUUUUUGCUUUGGUAUGUUCUUGCAAUUUCUGUGUCCACAUGUGUAUAUGGUUCUGUGUAUCCUUCAUCAUUUUCAAUAUUUUCACUUUUAAUAUGACUUAUCUACCAUUUUCUCAUUUAGAUUUUUUAUAAUCUUAUAUAACACGUGUAAAUCCUUGCAUGUCAACUCCCGCUCAUGCACCCGUGGCAAUUACUGGGCGAGCUCAACCUUCACGUGAAGAACUUGGGGCAUUUUGUUAUAUCUAUAUAUAAUCGAGAACUUAUGUGUGCAUAUUUAAUCUCUUAGCUUACACCUUAUACAUUUUACAUGGACAAAUCAGAAGAUGUUUAGGGUCAGGCAGCUUCUAGUUUGUCGUGGGCAGCACCCUUGAUGUAGUGGGAAUCUGGGACAUGGACAUUGUUGUUCGACCCCUUCGUGCAGCUUAUAACAACCCUGAGAGGGCUGUUCAAUAUUUAUAUUAUAUCAAGACUCAAUAUAUAAAAUGUGAUUCGUUUCCUCUUUCGUUGAGAAUUACAAUGAAGAUUGAAGUGACAACAUGAUAUCAAGAUGUUGUCGAUUAGAGGAAGAUUUUAGGAUACCUUAGUCAUAAAAACAUUGUGCCCGUCUCCCUUGUCACCCUCAUCGUCGAUCUCACUUCUUACGCCUCUCUCUAUUCGGCCUCCAUUGAACAAAAUACAGAGUACAUGUUUACCGAGAAACCCUAGUAGCUGCGGCGCUGCUCAAAUUUCCCAAAGGAAGAAGAUUGGUGAACAGAGAAGCCGAAUCUGCGCUCACAGAUUCGUUGAUUUCCGAAGUUGCUGGAAAAUUUGUUGUUCCCAAAAAACUAGAAAUCCUCUAAAAUCACUCCAAACAAUCCAAAAUCAUCUCCCAUAUAUUCUUCUGUAUUGUUAUAAAUAAGCUCAAAUCAUCUCCCAACUACCCUUGGUCUGGUGCGGCUAGCAGAACACAGGUCGACGAAAAUGGGAAUUUUUGAACCAUUUAGAGCUAUUGGAUACAUCACGACCAACGUUCCAUUCUCAUUACAGAGACUCGGCACCGAGACAUUUGUCACUGUUAGCAUUGGAAAGGCUUUCCAGAUUUACAACUGCGCUAAGCUCAAUUUGGUUCUUGUCGGCCCUCAAUUACCAAAGAAGAUAAGAGCUCUUGCUUCUUACCGAGACUACACUUUUGCUGCCUAUGGAAAUGAUAUUGCAGUUGUGAAGCGUGCUCAUCAGGUGGCUACUUGGAGCAGGCACACUGCUAAGGUUAACCAUUUGCUACUUUUUGGUGACCACAUAUUAAGUGUUGAUGUUGAAGGAAAUAUCUUCACAUGGAACUUCAAAGGAAUAAGUGAAAACCUUGCUCCCGUUGGACACAUUUCGCUAGGCGAUAAUUUCACGCCAAGCUGCAUAAUGCAUCCAGAUACAUAUUUAAAUAAGGUCAUUGUUGGAAGUCAAGAAGGUACACUGGAACUUUGGAACAUUAGCACAAAUAAAAAACUGUAUGAGUUCACUAGGUGGAAGUCUUCUAUAAAUUGCUGCAUUUCAUCUCCAGCGCUAGACGUUGUUGCUGUGGGUUGUGCUGAUGGAAAAAUUCAUGUUCAUAAUAUUCGUUAUGACAAAGAAGUCGUUACAUUUACUCAUUCUGCCUGGGGUGCUGUUACUUCAUUAUCUUUUAGCACUGACGGGCAACCCCUUUUAGCAUCUGGAGGCUCAUCUGGUGUGAUUACUAUAUGGAAUCUUGAGAAGAGAAGGUUACAGUCUGUAAUCAAGGAGGCCCAUGAUUGCUCUGUAAUCUCUCUUCAUUUUUUCGCUAACGAGCCCGUGCUUCUGAGUUCAUCAUCUGAUAAUUCAAUAAAAAUGUGGAUUUUUGACACAACUGAUGGUGACCCUCGUUUACUGCGUUUCAGAAGUGGUCACAGUGCCCCCCCUUCGUGUAUCAAGUACUAUGCCAAUGGGCGACACAUUCUAUCUGCUGGUCAAGAUCGAGCCUUCCGUCUCUUCUCUGUUGUUCAAGACCAGCAGAGCAGAGAGCUCUCUCAGAAAAAUGUGUCUAAAAGAGCAAAAAAACUCAAGCUGAAGGAGGAGGAUAUAAAAUUAAAGCCUGUUAUUGCAUUUGAUGUUGCUGAAAUUAGGGAACGUGAUUGGUGCAAUGUUGUUACGUGUCACAUGGACACCAUUAAAGCAUAUGUAUGGAGGCUUCAAAAUUUUGUCCUUGGGGAACAUAUCCUUAGUCCGUGCCCGGAAAAUCCAACACCAGUCAAAGCAUGCGCCAUAAGUGCAUGUGGCAAUUUUGCAGUUAUAGGGACAUCAGGUGGUUGGAUCGAGCGAUUUAAUCUUCAAUCUGGAAUCAGUCGUGGCAGUUAUGGCGACACCAUUUUGCAAGGGAAAAAUCAUUAUGCUCAUGAUGGAGAAGUGAUUGGCAUAGCCUGUGAUUCCACAAAUACCCUUAUGAUAAGUGCAGGAUACCACGGGGAUGUGAAAAUAUGGGACUUUAAAGGGAAGGGGUUGAAGUCUAGAUUGGACAUUGACUGCUCUCUAGUAAAGAUUGUUUAUCAUCGAUCCAAUGGUCUUUUAGCGACCGCGGCAGAUGACUUAGUUAUCCGUGUGUUUGAUGCUGUUGCAUUGAGGAUGGUUAGAAAAUUUCAGGGGCAUGCAGAUCGCAUUACAGACAUGUGCUUUAGUGAGGACGGGAAAUGGCUAUUGACAUCUAGCAUGGAUGGGACUCUUAGAAUUUGGGAUGUUAUCCUAGCUAGACAGAUUGAUGCCAUACAAGUUGAUAUCUCUAUAACUGCUUUAUCUCUAUCGCCUAACAUGGAUGUCCUAGCCACCACACAUGUUGAUCAAAACGGUAUCUAUCUAUGGGUCAAUCAGGCCAUGUUCUCCAGCGCUUCUAAUGUUGAAUCUUAUGGAAGUGGGAAAGAAAUUGUGAGUGUGAAGAUGCCAUCAGUUUCAUCAGAAGAAACUAAAGAUAAUGAUGACAAAGCCACUGUAGUAAAGCCUCAAGAGGUUCUUGAUUCUUCUCAAAUUGUUCCUACUUUGGAGCAGCAAAUUCCAGGUCUAGUCACGCUCUCUCUACUGCCAAAGAGUCAGUGGCAAAGUUUGAUCAAUUUAGACAUCAUAAAGGAGCGGAACAAACCGAUUGAGCCUCCAAAGAAACCGGAGAAAGCUCCUUUCUUCUUACCUUCAAUUCCCUCCCUCUCUGGUGAAAUUUUAUUUAAACCCAGUGAAGAAGUUGGGAAUGAGAAGAAUUCACAAGAUGGCGAAAAGGGAGAGAACCGGAGAAAACUGAAUCUUCCUGUCUCUAAGUUCUUGCACGUCCUCCAGUCAUCUGCAGAGAGUCAAAAUUUCGAAGCAUUCACUGAUUAUAUCAAAAGCGUGUCCCCAUCAGCACUGGACAUGGAAAUGCGAGUGCUUCAACUUAUCGACGACGAAGAUCAAGAUAUUGUGAUGGACAGACAAGAACUGUACUUCAUUGAAUUGCUUCUGGAUUACUUCAUACACGAGACCGCGUGCAUGAACAACUUUGAGUUUGUGCAGGCUCUCAUUAGACUGUUUUUGAAGAUUCAUGGUGAAGCAAUCAGGCAGCAGCCGAAGCUGCGGGAAAAGGCUCAGAAGCUUCUAGAAAUCCAGUCGGGCGUUUGGCGGAGAGUGGACAAGUUGUUCCAGAGUAGCAGAUGCAUGGUGGCAUUCCUUAGUAAUUCACAAUUUUGAUGGUCUAGUGUAAGUCUUUCCCUUGGUUCUUAGGUAAUGGUGUGUUUGGAAAUUGAAUUUGUUUCGCUAGAAGGAGCAAGCCAGAGUUCAAACAGAAAAAAAAUCGAAGUAAAUUUAGUGCAUAUUUCACUAAUUUCAGGCUGCAAUGCAACGUGUCUACCCCUCUCGUAUUUCCAACAACUUUGUUAUUCCUUUCCUAAUGAAUUUUUCUUCAUAAA